CUGUGUGGAAAAAAGCAGUUUUCCUCACCUGCACUUCUUUGCCAAUGAAGAAGACCGAUUUUUCAGGGGUUUUUUUCUGUAUUCUGACAGUACCUCUUAUGAACUAGUUACUAGUACAUCUUGCAUGGAAGUUGGCCAGAGACAUAAGAGAUUUUACUCAGCACCUGGCAGUAGUACUCUGACCUUGUGCAGAAAAGUCAAGUUUCAUCUGUGUUUUACUAUUCAUGAGAGGCACGAGUUCAGCUCUUGCUCAGUGAUGAAGAGGUCCCAAAUAACCAUGCAUUUUACUGUCCUGCAAAGCAGAGUACAUAGGGGUUUUCAGCAUCCUGAGAGGAUUUGGAGAAAAACAGAAAACAUGGAGAAAAUGUGUGCCUUUUGCAAUAAAGCAAGAAUGGGAAUGUUUUUGAAUAGUCUUUUUGUUUUUUGUUUGUUUCAGGUUUACACUAUCAACUUGGAAUCUCGCUAUAUACUUAUACAAGGAGUUCCUGCAUUAGGUGUUAUGAAGGAAUUAGUGGAACAAUUUGCAUUGUAUGGUGCCAUUGAGGAAUAUCAUGCUUUAGAUGAAUAUCCAGCAGAGCAGUUUACUGAAGUGUACCUUGUAAAAUUCAAAAAACUGCAAUGUGCAAGGGUGGCCAAGAAGAAAAUGGAUGAACGAAGUUUCUUUGGUAGUUUGCUGCACGUGUGCUAUGCUCCAGAAUUUGAAACAGUCCAAGAAACUAGAGAGAAGUUGCAGGAUAGAAGAAAGUAUAUAGCAAAAGCAACAAAUCAAAGAGAUUGCUUUAUGUUAAAGAAAGUAGAAGGCCCUAAGAAGACAGCCUCAAAUAAUUCUGAGCAUGACUGUCCAUGGAGUACAUCAGGAUCGAGUAUAGCCAGUAACUGGGAUCCAUCCUGCUUUACAAGUUCUCCUGGGGUAUCCCACAACACAGCAUAUCCAUCUGGGAAUCAGAAUCAGAGCCUGUUAUCACCUCCACACUAUGAUAACAAUUGUGCUGAAAUUUCUGGGUACUUGGCUCAAAACACAUUUUUAACUCCAAGUGUACAUCCAGGAGUGUGCACUCCACCAGCUUCCUUAAUGCAGCACAGAAAGGUUCCAGCUUGCAAUGGAAUUGACAGGUUUAUGCCUCGUACAACUCACCUGCAGGAACGUAAGAGGAAGAGAGAAGAAGGUAACAAGUUUUCCCUCAUUGGAACAAGUGAGGACAAUACUGAAGUUGUUAUUGGUCCACAACUACCAGAAAUACCUAAAGUGGAUAUGGAUGAUGAGUCUUUGAAUACUUCAGCCACAUUAAUUCGAAAUAAACUGAAAGAGGUAGCAGAUUCUGUUUCAACAUCUGUGGAAAAGCCAGAGAGCAGCUCAGCCAAACCAGUUGUAAAGCAGAGAAGAAGAAUAUAGAUACUGCUGGCAGCAUCUUCCAACAGUCCUUUUGUAAAGAAUAUAGUUUAAAAUAUGUAUUUUUAAUGUAAAAAAUAAAACUUUAUUUAUACUGUAUUUCCCAGUUAUUCCUUGUUUAAAAUGGUGUCAUUUUGUUACUUGGAAUGAAGAAACCAAUAUACUGUAUUAUUGUUGCAGUGUUGUCCCGUGUACCUCAAAUUGUAACACAUUAUAAAAU
This is a messenger RNA of Camarhynchus parvulus, 1610 nucleotides long. It is a transcript of the gene RBM48, whose product is annotated as RNA binding motif protein 48. NCBI's taxonomy places the organism in Eukaryota, Metazoa, Chordata, Aves, Passeriformes, Thraupidae. The transcript has 4 exons. Bases 125 to 1393 code for a protein of 422 amino acids. The record is from RefSeq and is a predicted model, not a curated record. Gene Ontology annotation, molecular function: nucleic acid binding. Gene Ontology annotation, cellular component: nucleoplasm.